CCUUAGAAAAGAAACUUCAACUUUCCACUUGCUAUUUAACAUAUGUAGCUAACAUUAUUGAGAUCAUCUUCAUCAUCAACCUUUGAAAUUCUUCAUUUCAUGGCUGCCCAAAUGGGAUCUGAUAAAGCUCCAUUUUCAGGUUUCUUCAAAGUAAUUUUUCAGAGAGCUCUACAAGACAAGAAACUGAUGAUUUCGACCAAGUUUGUGGGGGCGCAUAGUAAUCUGUUUAUGGAUCAUGUCAAUCUCAUUGUUCCGAAUGGCCAGUCAUGGGAAAUAGGAUUGGCGAAAUUCGAUGACAAGAUAUACUUCGACAGGAAUUGGCAGGAAUUCACGCAACAUUUCUCAAUUCAGAAAGAAUACUUUCUAACAUUCAGACUCAAACAAAUUUCUACUCUCAAAGUGCGCAUAUUUCAUCCUUCUGGUUGCGAAAUCCGCUAUCCCUUCAGGGCAACUACUUCAGCACAUAAAACCAAUCUUGAGGAAGGUGAAUGCAGUAACGGAAAAGCGAUGCAAGAAUGGAGAACCUUCACGACAGAAAUGCCUUGUUUCAAAAUCCUGAUGCAACCGUACCAUUUCAAGUACAAAAUCGUUCAUUUGCCAACUGAAUUUGGCACAAUUCUGAAGAGAGCACCUGAGCAAAUCAACCUUCAAAAUUCUAAGGGACAAAAAUGGAGGGUUAGGCUGGGCAAACAAGUUGCUGAACGGAAAUAUGAUCGAUUCAGAUUAGGGAACGGAUGGGGAGAAUUCGUAGAGGACAAUCAUAUGAAGAUCGGAGAUGUUUGUGCUAUUGAGAUUAUCGACGAUAAUCUCUGGAAAGUUACUAUCUUCCGUGAUUGACAAGCAACCCCACACCUCCUCUGAUUGUACUGAUUUAAGCUUAUAUUUGCUUGAUAAAACUUUAGUUAGAUAUUAUGCAAUUUGAUGAUUAAGUAUUGUUAUUA
Molecule: messenger RNA, 941 nt
Organism: Mercurialis annua (annual mercury)
Lineage: Eukaryota; Viridiplantae; Streptophyta; Magnoliopsida; Malpighiales; Euphorbiaceae
Product: B3 domain-containing transcription factor VRN1-like
Exons: 3
Coding region: 100-837 (245 amino acids)
Molecular function (GO): DNA binding
Source: RefSeq, a predicted model, not a curated record